UGAAUCUGUGAUGUCGAAUAAUUCUACCUCACCAUUGCUACGUCACUACGGGAUUACAUGAGAUUGCGCCAGCGAUCACAACUUCAAUGUAAAGGUGAACACAACGAGAUAGGACGCUUUUGUAUUUGCCAUUGUAAUAUUAAUAUAUUUUGGGCAAUCGUUUUGCAUCGGGGAAUUUACAGCAAGCAAUCUUGCUGUUUCCCACUCUUACUACGAUACAGGUCGACGUAAUCGUCAAUUUAAACUAUUUUUCUGCUCAUUUUGUUGUUUUUUCUUCGCAAUCGACCGAAAACGCAUGGCGGCGGAAGGUGAAACCGGCCAUGAAGUCUUAGACUCGUCUGGCUCGGAAAAUGAACGAGAUGAAAGUCGUAAUAACCGACGGAUUAAAACAUCAUCUGAUAUACCAUCGACAAGUGAUGACGGUAGGGAUAUGGGACGAGAUAUAAUUGCAAUGCAACAAGUCCUAACUGAUGGUCUUCAGCGAGGUUUUUCUAAGCUUACGGAGGCUAUUGCUUCGCAGUUAAGCAACGCUACCAAACAGGGGCGCACUAGGACUCGCUCAGCAUCAGAGUCAUCGGACUCCGUGGCAUCAGUAGCAUCGGAAACGCGAAAAGCUACUAAAAGAGCGCGUCGUGAGUCAACAGGUGAUGUUGACGUGGAAGUUGACGAAUUGUUAGCAGGGAAUGAUCCCAACACUACAUCGAAUGUUGCCUCUGCUCAAAAUGAGGAGGAUGUUCUAGGCUCAAUAGCUGAAGAAUACAACCUUGACGAACAAUGUGCUGAAGAGGUUAAUCCUAAACUAGCAAGCAUUGUUAACAAAAUGGUGCGUAACAGAUUAACCGAUGAAAAACUUAAAGAAAAAUUGACACAGAGUACUCGGCCCACAAACUGCGAGAACAUUGUAGGCACUAAAAUCAACCCUGAAAUUUGGCCGAAAUUGAAGUCAAGCACUCGGAGUCGAGAUAUUAAAUUACAAAGGGUGCAAAAUAUGUUACUGAAGGCUAGCAUUCCGGUGGUUAAAGUUAUCCACAAACUCAUGCAGGCUGAUUCAUCUCAACUUGAGGAUAAUAAAUCAAUGAUAAGGAGUCUAAUGGACUCUAUGGCCAUUCUGGGACAUACUAAUUAUGAGUUCGUGCAAAGACGUAGAGAACUGAUACGACCAGACCUUAAUGAUAAAUAUCAGCAACUUUGUGGUGAACAUAUUGAGUUCACAAACUGGCUAUUUGGGGAUGAUUUACCCAAACAAGUGCAGGAUAUUAGUGCCACCAAUCGAGUAAGCCAACAGCUGGCUAGUUCCGACAAUAUGAUCGGCAGAAUGGAACGGGCUCCUACUCCA
Messenger RNA from Xenia sp. Carnegie-2017, 1336 nucleotides. RefSeq lists its product as uncharacterized. The transcript has a single exon. Lineage: Eukaryota; Metazoa; Cnidaria; Anthozoa; Malacalcyonacea; Xeniidae. The annotation marks the transcript as partial. The record is from RefSeq and is a predicted model, not a curated record.